AUGGCUAACGAUGAAAAAGGCGUAUUUAGCUUGUCCAAAUUGGCGUUUCACGCUUGCCGCUCCUCUGAGCAGCAAAAAUAUUAUGAUAAUAAAGAUGUUCCUUUAAUUGAUCUUAAAAUGUGUUGUAAAUUGUUGUUAGACAUCGUUAAGGUAAAUAGUGAAGAUGGUCGUUUCAAUCCGAAUGCCAAUAGGAUGUAUAUGUUCAGCAAGGUGAAGUCCAUAUGCAGAAAUCGUGAAUUCAAAUAUUUAUGCACAAUUGCAGUAAGUAACGGGCAUUUCGAUUGUCUUCAGUUCGCCCACMACAUCGGAUGCGAAUGGGACAAAUUUACGUGUACCCGAGCUGCCACAUUUGGGGACUUAAAAAGUCUCCAGUUUGCAUAUGAGCAUGGAUGCUCAUGGAAUGAAUUGACGUGCUCAGAAGCUGCACAUUCAGGUAAAUUGGAUUGCCUAAUGUAUGCWAGGGCCAAUAAUUGUCCUUGGGACGAGUCGACGUGCGCCGAAGCUGCACAUUGUGGACAAAUUGAUUGUCUCCGGUAUGCACAUGAACAAGGUUGCCCGUGGAAUGAAAUUACGUGCAUUUACGCUGCUACUUCUGGGAGCUUAGAAUGUCUACAGUAUGCUUUUAGUCAUGGAUGCCCUUGGCCGACAGACAUAUUGUGCUCCUACGCCGCAGAAUUUGGACAUCUCGACUGUUUAAUUUUCGCGCAUGAUAAUGGUUGUUUGUGGAAUGAACKAACGUGUGCCAUAGCCGCAAAAAAUGGACACUUACACGUUCUCAAGUACUUGCAUCUCAACGGUUGUCCUUGGGACAUAUUAACAUAUGAAAUGGCGAAGUACGCUAAUCAAACAAGAUGCUUAGAAUACGCCAUCUCAAAUGGAUGUCCAUCGACCAAUCCAAUCGUUAGUGAUGACGAUGAGUAGAAAUCUACUUAACUUUAUUUUCACAAACACUUACGAAAAAAAU
This is a messenger RNA of Diuraphis noxia (Russian wheat aphid), 964 nucleotides long. RefSeq lists its product as uncharacterized. The record is from RefSeq and is a predicted model, not a curated record. Lineage: Eukaryota; Metazoa; Arthropoda; Insecta; Hemiptera; Aphididae.